UGCACACGGGCUGUGUCCAUUAUGAGGGACUCCCACCAUCCCAGCGCUAGGUUCCCAGGUGCCCAUUAUGAGGCAUUUUCACCAUCCCUGAGUGGAUUUCCAGUGUCUACACACCUGCUGUGCCCAGUAUGAAGUGCUCCCACCAUCCCUGUGCUGAGUUAGGCUCAGCAGAUUUGCAGAUCCUGUAUUAUGAGGGAUUCCCACCAUUCCUGUGCUAAGUUCCUCAGUCUGAACACCUGUAUUGCCCAUUAUGAGGAGCUCCCACCAUCCCUGUGCCGAGUUCCCAGGUUUGCUUAUCUGCUGUACCCAUUAUAAGAGGCACUAACCAUCCCUGUGCAGAGUUCCUGGGUCUAAACACCUGCUGUGCCCAUUAUGAGGGGGUUCCCCCUAAGUCAGUGCUAAUUUCCCAAGUCUACUCUGCUUCUGUGCCCAUUAUGAUGGUCUUCUACCAUUCUCAUGUAAGCAUGAUCUUUAUCACAUAUCAUGCUGCUUUUUGCUUUAUUAAAUCAGACAGACUUUAUUCCAGCUCCGUUAUUUUUACAACUGUUUAUUAAGACACUUGUUGUACCAUGGUGGUGGCGAUAUGUUUAUUCUAGGUAAGGGGUCUGAUCACCAUGGAAGGUUUUCAGUCAUUCACUAAUAUCAGAUUAACCCCCUUGUUGGCAGCCAUCUCAUCUGUGACAUGUUGACUCCAAUACACAGUGAAGAAGACCCUUGUAAGCGAGGGGUUAAGGUCGAGCUGCUGAGUAAUUUUAAAGUCUCCUGUGUGAUAUAAAUGGUUUUCAAAGUUUAACAUGCAGUGAUGUGUUUCUGCUAUUCUGGUUGUUAAUUAGUUGGGGUGAUUAAGGGAUGGAAUUGUGCCAGACUGCCAGGGGUUAAAGCUCUGAAUUCCCAUAUGUCACUGUAUUGUUUGUACAUCACCACCUGUGGCCCCUGGGGGCCCUCAUGGAACUGAGAGGAACGUUGUAAGUAUAAGGCUUUGUCAGGGCGCAGCACACAACAAAGUCUGGAAUCGAGCUGUUCUUGGUGUACCCCAGGACACGACCUUACAGGGGAAGUCCGAAGCGAUUCACCUCAUGCGACAAUAAUGGAUUAAUUGAGACAAAACCCUGUCUGUCACCCUAUUCCAGAGACCUGUUGUCGCAGCAUCUACGCUUAUGGGACUGUCAAGCACUGCAGUUGGUAUGUUAACUGGCAAACAUCUGUAUUGGAGCUACCCUUGUUCUUCUUGAAGUUGAUGAGCGACGAUCUCUGAGACAUGUCCACUUCAGGGGCAUCCUGCUCGAGCGAUUAUCCCAGAGCAUCCAGAGAACGAGAGCAGAACUACAGCGGGCACAAAGACCUUGUCACCAUAUCUGAUGAAGGCACACUGGAUUUUAGGCCUGGGUGCAACCAUGAAGCUCAGGAUCUGGUGAAUUCCAUUCUGUCCCCUCGGACUUGGGAGAAAUACCUUGCCUCAUGGAAAAGCUGGAUACAGUUUAAAAAGUCAGUGCGGGAGAGAGGCUGGUGCAAACCUGAGAAGGUCAUGGUGGACUUCUUUGAGCAUUUAAUCGCCAAUGGGCAUAGCAGGGCAAAGGUUGUCAGCACAUUGGCAGGCAUUUCUUUUUGCUUACAGAUGAUGGAGAAGAAGGAUGUCACAAAGCAGUUCAUCAUCCAGCAAAUGCUAACCAGCUGGAGGAAUAAGGAGAUGGAGGACAAUGCAGAGACUGAGAGCAACGGUGACUCCGGGGAGCUCUUGACUCCUGAAAUGCUUGGCGCCGUGCUCUACGCCACCAAGAAGGUCUGCUUUGACAACAACGAGAGCAGGUUGUUCUGUGCUGUCUUCACCUUGACCUUCUAUGGACAGUUUGACAUGGAGGAGCUGGCGGCCAGGUCCAAGGAUGAAGACGGCACGGGCCUGGUCUUUAAGGAUGUGAUCAUGGAGCGCAAUUCGGUAUUCUGCAAAACGCAGAAAUCGCGCUCAAAUAAGAGCCAAUGGGUGGAGGUGAAGAAGCGGGAGGACAAGUUCCUGUGCCCAGUGAGCAGGAUGAAGAAGUAUCUGGAGAUCAGGCCAGAAGGCGGUAGAAACUUCUUUAUCCACGAGAACGGCACGCCGCUCACCCAGUUCCAGUUCAGCCGGGUGCUAUCGUUUGCCCUGGAGGAGGCUGGUCUUGAUUCCAGGAGGUUGGGGCCUCAUUCCCUCAGCUAUAAAACCUAAGCCUCUGCAGCUGGAAGCCUGCCCAUCUCUCAAAAGGUGUGAGAAGCCUCAGAUGAAAACUGUUAACCUCUGACUUUUGGGUUUCAAAGUAGUUCCGCAGCCUUACAGCUGCACCAUUUAAGUGUCAGUGCUGGUGGCAUUACUUGGAGUUAGAGACUGGCUGCUUCCAUCUGUGGCUUGUGGCACCGGAGUUUUGCUCCCUAGCACAUUAUCUUUCAGAGGUAAGUGCACUUAAAGUGUAUCUAAGGCUGGCCAUGCAGUAUACAAUGUUCUUGUUCAAUUUUCCUUUAGAUUUACCAAAACCAUAUAAUAUGGGGUCAUACCUAAACACUUUCAAAAUGCAUGCAAUCAGGU
Rana temporaria (common frog) is the source of this 2551-nucleotide messenger RNA. RefSeq lists its product as uncharacterized. The transcript is spliced from 2 exons. NCBI's taxonomy places the organism in Eukaryota, Metazoa, Chordata, Amphibia, Anura, Ranidae. Gene Ontology annotation, biological process: DNA integration; DNA recombination. Bases 1259 to 2197 code for a protein of 312 amino acids. The record is from RefSeq and is a predicted model, not a curated record. Gene Ontology annotation, molecular function: DNA binding.